Molecule: messenger RNA, 420 nt
Organism: Rotaria sp. Silwood1
Lineage: Eukaryota; Metazoa; Rotifera; Eurotatoria; Philodinida; Philodinidae
Source: the annotation of a GenBank genome assembly
AUGGAUAUCAAAUUUAUUUGGAGUGGCAGUGAUGCAAAGGCUCUUGUUUAUUAUAUUACUGAUUAUGUAACAAAGAUGAGUCUCUCUUUUCAUGAUACAUUUGCUCUUGUACAAAAAAGUAUUACAUCAAUUAUGAAUUCUUCACAUCAAACGAAUAAUGAAAAUGCAAUUGAAAAGUCACGAAAGUUUGUUUUACGUUGUUAUAAUUCACUUGCUUCUCAACAAGAAUUAUCUGGAGUUCAAGUUGCUGCUUAUCUUAUGAAUUGGGAUGAUCAUCACACUACACAUAAGUUUCAAGGUCUUCAUCUUAUUCAAACUGAGCGGUAUUUACAAACGCAAUUGAAUGAAAUACGCUCCAAACAAAAAUUGAAAUUUUCAGCACAUGAUCAGUAUCUUAUUUUAUUUUAUACGGUUGUUUAG